GGGAUUCUUGCGCCUUGUGUUUCGAGUCGUCCCUAGUUUCUCUGCCGCGGUCUAGCCUGCGAUCCUCUUGCACGGCUGCAACUGUACCACCUGCCCUACCAUGUCGCAGCCUUCGACACCAGACUGUGAAGAGAGCGUCUAGUAUUCACCCGGCUCCGAGGCCAUCCAAGGAAUGAAUGUCAAGCAGGCGGCGUGUCUGAAUUGCCGCAAAAGCAAGAUCAAAUGCCGACGCGAAGAAGGCGCCCCGGUAUGCGGGAGAUGUGCAAGCGUAGGCGUGGAGUGCAUCAUACCCGAGUUCCACAUUGGCAGGCAAAAGGGCGUGAAAAACAAACGUUCGGGAUUGGAAAAGGCCAUUUACCAAGUCGAAGAAGCCAUCAAGAAGAGGAAAUCGGAUGCGGCCACCAAUCAAACCACACUGCAGUAUCUGCAGCAGCUUCUGAACGAAGCUCAAGGCGACAAUGCUUCGAGCCAAGAUGUCAAAACUUCGCCAAUGUCAGUGGAGCACUCGCAAGCUCCAGCAAAAGAAGUCGUGGGCACGUCGAGCGAUGACCAGCUGGCUGUUGAGGACGUGGAGAACCCCCUUCAACUUCUCGCACGCGCAUCGGACCUCAGGAUCGCCACCCCCCAGUCGUACAACCCCAGUGUCGCCAGCCCAGAGGGCAGAUUCACAGCCAGCGAGCAAAGCGCCUUCUUGGAUGUUCACCAUUUCUUCUUACCCGUGAAGGCGCAUCUAGACCAGGGAGCAGGCCUGGAUCCAAUCGAUGUUGGCUUGGUGACUAAAGAUGAAGCAGAGAUGCUUUUGCAAUUCUUUCACAGGAAACUGGCGCACACGCGCUGGGGUCUUGAUCCAGUGGUGCACACUUUGCCGUUUGUUCGAAAUCGCUCAGCUUUCUUGUUUACGACAUUACUAGCCAUGACUGCCAUCUUCAUACCAGAAACCUCUGCUCUGGCCAAAAGACUGCUCUUACACCGCAGAUUUCUAGCUGAACAGGUUAUUGUCAGAAAGUACAGGUCGGUUGAAAUCGUGUUGGCGUUCAUGGUUAGCAUACCAUGGAUGCCUCCAGGGUCGCAUGCAAGCGACGACGAUACCAGUCUCUAUCUAGCCACUGCCUUGUCGAUUUCGUUGGAUCUCAUGCUGGACAAGGUCAUCACACCGUCUACGUCUUUUGCCCAUGAGCUCACUAGAGAGAUACCCAAAGCAGAGUGUCUCCACGCAAGAAAAGCGUUAGCCAUGGAUGGCUUCGAGGACGUUGACCCGGCUUCUGAAUGGGGCCAGCGACUGCUUCGUCGGAGAGAAAGAGUGUGGAUCGCUUUGUUCGUGUUGGAGCGUGGUGUAUGUCUUGCUCGUGGCCGCAGCUACUGUGUGCCAAAGACAUGCUUGAUUCAGCAUUGUGAUAGGUGGCACGUCCACCUGUACUCGGAUGCUCAGGACGGUUCGUUGGUAUCCAUGGCAGUAUUGCGUCGCGAUCUCGACAACCUCUUUGCCGAAGUGCGCGCGCGAUGCGACAUGUACCGCUCAAUGGACGUGGGCUUGGAAGUUGCGCACGAGAUUAACAAAUCCAUCGAAGACUUUUUCGACCACUGGUCCCGAGCAUGGCCUUCGGUGAUUAGCGACCCGGACAGCAAAAGCCUACCUCCCUACGUCGAGAUACUCAUCACACACACGCGACUCUCGACAUACUCGAUGCUUCUCAACCACCCGAGUGCGCCGCCCGAAGUGAAGCGUUCAUUCCGAAAGUCUGCGUUAUCCUCGGCGCUCAAUGUCAUGCGCGCCGCCAUCCAAGGCGAAUCGCGGCUCAAGUCGAUGCCCAACAACACCGUCACUAUGAUUUGCUUUGCAGCCAGCAUAGCGCUUGCUCUGAGCGCACCAGUGCCCGAGGCGGGUGGCAGUAGAAAAAGCCUUGCCCCAAGCGUGCGGCACCUGAUUGAGGACACUGCGACAGUCUUGGAGCGCAUUGGCAGCACGCCUAUGCACCGAAACGGCGCAUCCGUCGUCUACGGCAGAUUCCUGCGCGUGUUGGUCAAGCAGGCGCCUGAGAUUGAGAUGCCGCCGCCUGUGCCGCCGCAGAAUCCUGCACCGCCAACAUCCAUGGCCAUACCAGACCUCCUCUCACCCCCGACCCUCGUAAACAACCAACUAGCAAGACCGAAUAGCCAUUCGAUAGGCCCGAAUCCAAUCGGUGGUUACUGGCCGGAUACGCUCGACUUUUCCGCAAUGUCCUACAACGAGGUAAAUGAGACGGUCACAAACUCGGAUCUCUUCUCUACGGCAUUGCUCGAUUUGCCGUGGAACGAGUCCAAUCCGCUAUGGACAGAUUGGAUGAAUCUACCCGAUUUCAACUUUCCGUGA
Exserohilum turcica Et28A is the source of this 2350-nucleotide messenger RNA. RefSeq lists its product as uncharacterized. Gene Ontology annotation, molecular function: zinc ion binding; DNA-binding transcription factor activity, RNA polymerase II-specific; transcription cis-regulatory region binding. Gene Ontology annotation, biological process: regulation of DNA-templated transcription. Lineage: Eukaryota; Fungi; Ascomycota; Dothideomycetes; Pleosporales; Pleosporaceae. The transcript has 4 exons. Gene Ontology annotation, cellular component: nucleus. The record is from RefSeq and is a predicted model, not a curated record. The coding region runs from base 173 to 2350 and encodes 725 amino acids.